AUGUACCUUUUGACUACGAUCCAUGGGUGAUAAUACCACUGGGAGGUCCAUCUGCAGCCCUUAUGAAGUCCGGAUGUACGGUCACUACUGCCAUAGCUAUUGAUCGCCUUCUAGCAUUGUAUUUCCCAGUGGAUUACUACAGAAGAUCGAAACGAUACUGGUCUAUCGCGGCCUUCCUUUUCGCCAUAUUACUAGCUUUCAUCGACUGGCUUAUCCUCCAAAUGACAGUCACUAUUCGUCGAGUUCCUGGUUGCAGCUCUUUCGGAUGUUUCACUAAUGAGCUGUUCCGUGCUUACUGGGGACUGUCAAAUAUGAUGAUGAACCUCUUCUCAUGCCUGCUAACAAUGAUAAUAAUGUAUCAUCUCUUCAAACGUUCAGCACGAUUAACGAAAGCGUCUGAAGUGGAGAGACACAAUAGGACCAAGAUUGAUAGGAGUGCUAAUCGGGUUGCCCUCUACAUCCUACUCGUAUCAGCCUUGAUUGGAGUCGUUCCAGGUUGCCUCAAUGGCGUUGGCACCGUACUUAGUAUUCAGCUGCUUGACGAAGUGUCUUUCUUUGUUGGGACUUGCGCCACUCUCUCUGGGCUUUCUCAUGCUUUCAUUUUUGGCAUGGCUCAUCAUGAGAUCAAAUAUGCAAUUUUGACGAAAGUCUGCGGUUUGAAACCCUCCAACAACAAGACAACUCGUGUGGAAAAUUCUAAUGCAGUGGUAGGCUACAAGAAUGCUUUGACAGUUCGUAAAGAAGAAUCGUCGUAGUA
Messenger RNA from Cylicostephanus goldi, 757 nucleotides. NCBI's taxonomy places the organism in Eukaryota, Metazoa, Nematoda, Chromadorea, Rhabditida, Strongylidae. The record is from the annotation of a GenBank genome assembly.